Messenger RNA from Trichechus manatus latirostris (Florida manatee), 1474 nucleotides. RefSeq names its product ER membrane protein complex subunit 7 (gene EMC7). The transcript is spliced from 4 exons. Bases 19 to 624 code for a protein of 201 amino acids. Gene Ontology annotation, molecular function: carbohydrate binding. The record is from RefSeq and is a predicted model, not a curated record. NCBI's taxonomy places the organism in Eukaryota, Metazoa, Chordata, Mammalia, Sirenia, Trichechidae. Gene Ontology annotation, cellular component: EMC complex.
CCGCUGAGAGCUGCUGUCAUGGCGGCUGCUCUGUGGGGCUUCCUUUCCGUCCUGCUGCUGCUGCUCUCAGGGGAUGUCCAGAGCUCAGAGGCGCCCGGAGCUGCUGCCGAGGGGUCGGGGGGAAGCGGGGUCGGUGUAGGAGACCGCUUCAAGAUUGAGGGGCGUGCAGUUGUUCCAGGGGUGAAGCCGCAGGACUGGAUCUCGGCGGCCCGAGUGCUGGUAGAUGGAGAAGAGCACGUCGGCUUCCUUAAAGCGAGAUAUGUGAAUUACAUCAAAACAUCAGAAGUGGUCAGACUGCCCUAUCCUCUCCAAAUGAAAUCUUCAGGUCCACCUUCUUACUUUAUUAAGAGGGAAACGUGGGGCUGGACAGACUUUCUGAUGAACCCAAUGGUUAUGAUGAUGGUUCUUCCAUUGUUGAUAUUUGUGCUUUUGCCCAAAGUGGUCAACACAAGUGAUCCUGACAUGAGACGGGAGAUGGAGCAGUCAAUGAAUAUGCUGAACUCCAACCAUGAAUUGCCUGAUGUUUCUGAGUUCAUGACAAGACUCUUCUCUUCAAAAUCAUCGGGCAAGUCUAGCAGCGGCAGCAGUAAAACAGGCAAAAGUGGAGCUGGCAAGAGGAGGUAGUAGGCAGUCCGGAGCUGGCAUUUGCGGACACGCAACACUGGGUGGCAGCCAAGUCUUGAGGGAAAAUUGUGUGAAGCAACUACUGUAAACUUGACUCAACCUGAACGUUGGUCUCCUGUUAACUGUUGUAUGUCAUAACUUUGAGCACAUGUUUUGUACUUGAUACACAAGAAAAUCCAGCUUUCAUCCUUUGUCUGAGGUCAAUAUUGAUGUCACUGAAUUAAUUACAGUGUCCUAUAGAAAAAUGACAUUAAUAAAUUAUAUGAUGUACUAUACAUUAUGUAUAUUAAAAUAAGUCUUAAUCCAAAGAUAAAAUUGUCAUUUUUUUCUCUUAAUGUUUCUUUUUUUUUCCCUUGCAGUUUUCUUCUAUCUUUCAUUAUCUGAGGUUUGAAAUUGACCUUUCCUGUUUAAAAAGAAAUGGUUGGUAUUCUUAGAGCGGCGUGCACCAUGGUUUUUGUGUAGCCCGACCUUUCAAAAUUCUGAGCCCUGUCCCUGCAUUUAACAUUUCCUAAUAUUUGAGGUGGAACCACAUGUUCCUGAUGUAGUUUUAAUUUUUAUUAUUACAGCUAGUUUCAUUUAUAUCCGGACGGAUGAUUUCAGAUUUUUGUUUUUUCAUUGUAGUCUUCAGGUAUGGUGCUAAUUUUACAAAUAAUUGAGUACCAGCUAUGUGCUGAGUUCUGAGGUGGGAUACAAAGAUGGAUGAUAUCCAGUGCCUGUCCUCAGUGGAGCUUAUUAUCUAGGGAGCACAGAUAAUAACAGGAAGUGAACAGCCAGGAGGAAGAGGAGCACAGAUAAUAACAGGAAGUGAUUGGCCAGGAGGAAGAGGAGCAUAGAUAAUAACAGGAAGUGA